Colletotrichum phormii is the source of this 1332-nucleotide messenger RNA. RefSeq names its product ketopantoate reductase PanE/ApbA C terminal-domain-containing protein. The coding region runs from base 1 to 1332 and encodes 443 amino acids. The record is from RefSeq and is a predicted model, not a curated record. NCBI's taxonomy places the organism in Eukaryota, Fungi, Ascomycota, Sordariomycetes, Glomerellales, Glomerellaceae. The transcript has a single exon. Gene Ontology annotation, cellular component: cytoplasm; mitochondrion. Gene Ontology annotation, molecular function: NADP binding; 2-dehydropantoate 2-reductase activity.
AUGCCCCAAAAGAGCGCACCCAAACUCUAUGCUUGGAGCCUGUCUAAUCUGGAAGAAAAUCAAUCAGUCUUAAGCUCAUCGCCUAGUCGGCUGGAUGGCUCCAUAUCCCAUCAACAACACCGCAGUCCCCAACAGCGUAUCUACGUUCUUGGUGUUGGAAACCUAGGAAUUCUUUUUGCCAGCUCGCUUGCGUCUCUGCCAAAUCCACCACCGAUAACCCUCGUUGUUCAUCGCAAAGAUCUUCUACUGUCGUGGAGACAGCAACCAGGCAUCGAGGUCACUCGGGGAGACUCUACGCAAAGGUAUUUGGAUUUCGAUGUUGAGCUAUGGUCCGAAGAAAAACCAUCCUUAGGUCCGGCAGGAGAAGUUGCAGAUGGACAGGAGAUUCCCAACCUCAUCGUCACGACAAAGGCAUCCCAAGCUCUUCCACAGGUCGAUCGGGCACGUCGCUAUCUCAAUGAUCGCUCCACGGUUGCUUUCGCUCAGAACGGCAUGUGUAAACUUUGGCCACCUCAUGGCGAUUCUUACAUGGCAUCGCGGUUCCCAGAUGUAUCUGCUUCUCAUCCCAACUGGCUGGCUUGCGUCACAACUCACGGUGUGACUUCGUUGGGUCAGUUUAAGAGUCUACAUGCCUCCGAGGCAGACCUCAAGGUUGGACUUGUUUUCCCUAAUAACUCUGCCGACAACGCCUCUUAUUUGUCAAAUCUACUCGCUGAAUCACCCCAUCUCAACGGCCAAGUUGUGGCACGCGACGAACUAUGGAUACUACAGCUAGAGAAACUCGUCGUCAACUCCGUCAUCAACUCGUUAACUGCGAUUCUUCGCUGUAAGAAUGGCGAUCUGUUCACGAAAAAGGAUGGUACUAUUGCAAAUAUCAUCGAUUCUUUGUUGAUGGAAGCUAGUAAUAUUCUCCAGGCCCUGAUUAAGGACCGAAGCACCGGAGCUAUUCUGCAGACAGCCCCUGGCAUGGCAUUGGCAACGGAGGACGAGAUGACCCGCAAACUCGGACGUCGACGUCGCGACCUCCUGGGCCGCUUUUCCCAUGACAAGCUCAAGGAGAUGCUUUACAGUGUUGGACACAAGGUCCGAGAAAACACGAGCUCCAUGCUUCAAGACGUUUGUGCUGGAAAACCGACCGAAGUCAACGAGUUCAACGGAUGGCUAGUUGAGAUGGCUGCCUAUCUCGAGGGUAGAAUUGACGUUGUCCAUCACAAGAAUCUCGUCGAUCUUGUGGAGAAUAACACUGUGUUAAACGAAGAGUCUCUCGGCAAGCAUUUCUCCAACCUGACGGACAAUCGUCAAGGUAGGCUUGCCAAUAUUCAAAAUCAAUGA